Molecule: messenger RNA, 1329 nt
Organism: Aureobasidium pullulans EXF-150
Lineage: Eukaryota; Fungi; Ascomycota; Dothideomycetes; Dothideales; Saccotheciaceae
Product: DUF1682-domain-containing protein
Exons: 3
Coding region: 1-1329 (442 amino acids)
Biological process (GO): endoplasmic reticulum calcium ion homeostasis
Cellular component (GO): endoplasmic reticulum
Molecular function (GO): calcium ion binding
Source: RefSeq, a predicted model, not a curated record
AUGGCAGACUUUGUCAAGGGCCUUUUUGGAGGCGCAAAGCCUUCGGUGGGUGGUGCUGUACCCUCAGCCGACUCUGACUUUGCCGACUUCGCAGACGCACCUUCUCCUACGCCGGCAUCUCUGUCGAGCACUCUCUCUGCUCCUCCUGCCUACCAGACAUUCGGCGCAAAGAUCGACAUCUCGGACCGUCCUUUCACCAAGUGGUACAACGUACACGAGCGCGUGACCUGGAGCGACUUCAAGACCGAGGGCUUCGUCAUUCCCUUCCUCCUCCUCACCAUCUUCAUCCACUUCUGGGGUGUUCGCUCCAACCGCCGCCGCGCAAAUGCUUGGAUCCGCAGCCACGUGAACGCUCUCGAGAAUGAGUUCACCCACGUUGGCUUUGGCAAGAAGAUCAACCCAGCCACUGUCUCUCCUGAUGUCGCCAUGUCUGCUGGCGACAAUAUUAACCCCGAGAUCUUGCGCGAGAAGAGCAAGGACGUCUUCCUCAGCUACGCUACCGGUCGCCAGAACGUUGCUUGCGUCGACGUCAAGCUCAGCUUGCUCAAGCGCUACAACCCCUUUUCUUUGAUCUCUGAGCUCGGUCUUGGUUUCUUCUUCGAGAGCAUGGCUGGUACCGGCGAGAAGGCCGAGAUCACCAUCACCCCCUUCGACGGCAAGGAGGCUCAAUACUUCCGCGUCCGUGAGGGAGAAGAGAAGCGCUUCAAGGAUACCAGCUACGAUGGCUUCAUCUUCGCCAUUGUCAACAAGGACGCCAUGAGAAAGGUCCGCGAGGAGCGCUACGACGUUUCUCUGACCACCACCAAGGACCACGCCAAGCUCCCCCCAUGGGUCAGUGUUAUGAGCGAGAGUGCCGAAGUCACCGAGAUGCUCCUGACCCAAGAGCUUGCCAAUGCUAUCAAAGAGUGCGGCGACGACCUCGAGUCCCUUAUCGUGACCGACCUGCCAGUCGACGCCCCCAGAACUCUCGAUGAGUUGGUUCCCAAGAAGCGUGUUGUUCUUACCCUGAAGCUCAACUCUGGCACCAACACCACCUCUCUCUUCUCGUACUUCCUUCGCAUGCCCGAUCAGCUCGUUACCAGCGCCCACUUCCGUCCCGAGGUCAUGCGCCGUAUUCGCCAAACUCGUGAAGAGGAGGCCAAGAAGGUCCGCAAGAUUGUCGAGGCAGAGGGUGCCGAGGACAGAAAGUUGCUCAGCGACAAGGCCAAGAAGGAGCAGCGCGAUCGCAAGCUCAAGGGCAUGAGCGCCGAUGAGCAGAAGCGCUUCCUCGAGAGAGAAAGAGAAAAGGACAUGAGGAAGAGAGGUGGUAGGCAGACAAUGCGUGCCUAG